This is a messenger RNA of Hippopotamus amphibius kiboko, 1038 nucleotides long. It is a transcript of the gene MMP7, whose product is annotated as matrix metallopeptidase 7. The record is from RefSeq and is a predicted model, not a curated record. The transcript has 8 exons. Gene Ontology annotation, biological process: extracellular matrix organization; collagen catabolic process; proteolysis. Gene Ontology annotation, molecular function: zinc ion binding; metalloendopeptidase activity. Bases 1 to 1038 code for a protein of 345 amino acids. NCBI's taxonomy places the organism in Eukaryota, Metazoa, Chordata, Mammalia, Artiodactyla, Hippopotamidae. Gene Ontology annotation, cellular component: extracellular matrix.
AUGCAGCUGACCAUGCUGUGCGCUGUGUGUCCGCUGGCUGGCAGCCUGGCCCUGCCGCUUCCCUGGGAGGCAGAAGGCAUGAGUGAGCAGCAGUGGGAACAGGCUCAGGACUAUCUCAAGAGAUUUUACCAAUCUGACUCAAAAACAAGGGAUCCUGAUAGUUUAGAAGCCAAGAUCAAGCAGAUGCAAAAAUUCUUUCACCUGCCUAUAACUGGAACAUUAAGUUCCCGUAUUAUAGAAAUCAUGCAGAAGCCCAGAUGUGGUGUGCCAGAUGUUGCAGAAUAUUCCCUAUUCCCAGAUCGCCCAAAAUGGACUUCCAAAGUAGUCACCUACAGGAUCAUGUCAUAUACUGAAGACUUACCACAUGUCAUAGUGAAUCAAUUAGUAGCAAAGGCCUUCAGCAUGUGGAGCAAAGAGAUCCCACUGAGCUUCAAGAGAGUUAGAUGGGGGAUUGCUGAUAUCAUGAUUGGCUUUGCAAGAGGAGCUCACGGAGACCCCUACCCAUUUGAUGGACCAGGAAACACACUGGCUCAUGCCUUUGCACCUGGGCUAGGCCUGGGUGGAGAUGCUCACUUUGAUGAGGAUGAACGCUGGACUGAUGGUAGCAGUAUAGGAAUUAUCUUCCUGUAUGUUGCAGCUCAUGAACUCGGCCAUUCCUUGGGCCUGGAUCAUUCGUCUGAUCCUAAUGCUGUGAUGUAUCCAACCUAUGGAGAAGGAGAGUCCAAGAAUUUCAAACUUUCACAGGAUGAUAUCAACGGAAUUCAGAAAUUAUAUGGUAAGGAUGUGGCAGGAUUCAGCGUCCGCACAGUCUCGAGGCGGACCCGUGGGGCCACGGUAGCAGUUAAUGCCCGGAGACAUGGCGGCCAUCCCGCGGCCACAGGAUCCAGUCGUUUGGACAGAUACACGACCGGGCGCUGCUAUGGCCCGACUGUUUGUGUGAGGACCUCCAGGGCAGCCCCCACUCUAGGGGGUCCUUACCCAGACCCUGCCAUGGCCUCGUACAACAGCUUGGCAGUUUCAGAGAAACCCAGUAUCUAG